UUUUAAAAGGGGACUCUGACUUAACUGUAAAUUGCUUUGGGAUUUCCGUGGAGGAAAGCGGUGCAAAUCUUCCUUCUAGCUCCGGUUUAAGCAACGUUCUGAAAGACCCACACUGAGCAAGAAAGGGUGUUUGGGAAGGAGAGAAAAGACCCGAUUGCAGAAGUUUGGAGAGGAAAAAACAGUUUAGUAUGAGCUUAGGUUAAGAAAAAAAAGUCUCUCUUUGCGGCUUACUUGGAGGAGGUGUGCUAGAAAACCAGAGAGCGGCGCAAAGCCAGUUUUCAGCCGAGUCACGUGGACGAAAGAAAAGUGAAACAUAAGAUGCUAGAAGCUCGAAUUGAGUCUUCGAUUCUUCCUGAAUGAGAAGAGGAUGGCAGAAAGGGCUCUACUCAAUCUGAAUCCAGCCGGUCUUCUAAGAGGAGGCGCUCAGUGGGUCCUUGAAGCUCUUCUCUCGUGCAUUAUUCCGAAGGUCAAGAGAUUCUUGAUCUUCUUGCUGGUUACCGUCGUGAUUGCAGUGGUGGUCUCUGUUGUCCUCUCCACUGCUGUGUGGCUAACCAUGGACAAAGUGGAGGAUCUUUCCAUGAACUCAGAGUCUGGGAUCAUUCUGCCAAGCAAGCAGUGGUGGAAACCUCACAAUGCCAUGAAAAUCCUGAAAGAUGUCCUGUUGUAUAUAGCUAUGAUUCUGCCCUCUGAUGAACCACUGACCGUCAGGAAUCUCCUGCGGCAUCGCGAUCGGUUGGGUGGCAUGAACUACAUGCUGCGAGCCUGUUUUGACAAGGCCAUUGACGUGUUCAACCAGGAGCCCACCGUGGUGCAGCAAAACGCCAAGAUGAUUAUCCAGUGCGAAGGACAAGCCGUUGAGUUCCUCUCUGGCAACGGGGACUGUGAGAUUUCGGUGUAUCUCUUAAAUGAGAAGAUCCAGUACACCAUCCAGGAGCUGACGGCGGAAAUGUACCUCGCGAGGCUGUCGGUUCGUCAGGAGCCACUCAGUGUUGGGGAUCUGCUGAGAGUGAGAUGGGAAUUACAGUCCUUGAAGGUGCUUUCGGAGGAACUGGGGGGUUGCCUGGAGUUGGCGGUGGAGAAUUUUGCCGAGGAACCGUCCUGCGUCCAAAGCAGUGCCUAUAUGGUUGUGGACUGCGGUGGGCUGGUGCUGAAGUUUGCUUCUGGGCGGGGGGAGAACCACAUCAAUGUCUACGAUGUACAGGACGGCCGCAUGCACUACCGGAUCAAGGCCGCAGGUCUGUGGGCCAGCACCGUCCGGUUCUUCCGUGGGAACAAAGAGCAUAUGGAGUCACGGCCAAGGAAAGUCCUGCAGCUGGAGUGAGAUUGGCGCAAACCCACACCUUGUCUCUAAGGGGCCAGUUCUACCUUCCUAGAUACAGGAAGCUGUCUCGUACAGAGUCAGCUCAGUGGUGUCCACACUGACUGGGAGCGGAUUUCCCAAGGUUUCAGGCAGGAGUCUUUCCCAGCCCUAAUAAGUGAUGCCAGGGAUUGAACUGGGGACAUUCUGCAUGCCAAGCAGAUGCUCUACUGCUGAGCGGUGGCCCCAUCCCCCCCAAGGUGGCAUCCAUGGGUCUCCCAUCCAGGUACUGACCAUCCCAAGACCUGCUUAACUUCAGCCAAGUAGUUGUAUUGUAUGCUCGUAGGCCAUGGCUUGAUCUCCCUUUCAUAGCACACCAUACUAUGUGGGAGGAGAGCUGGUCUUGUGGUGGCAAGAUGAAUUGUCCCCCUUGCUAGGCAGGGUCUACCCUGGCUUGCAGUUGAAUGGGAGACGGCAUGUGUGAGCACUGUAAGAUGAUGGGGCCGCUCUGGGAAGAACAUCGGCUUUGCACAGGAAGGUCCCAGGUUCAAUCCUUGGCAGCAUCUCCAAGAAAGGACCGAGAGAGUCCUUUCUGCCUGCUACCUUGGAGAAGCUGCUACCCUAGGAACAUAGGAAGCUGCCAUAUACUGAGUCAGACCCUUGGUCCAUCUAGCCCAGUGUUGUCUUCACAGACUGGCAGUGGCUUCUCCAAGGUUACAGGCAGGAAUCUUUCUCAGCCUUAUCUUGGAUAAGCCAGGGAGGGAACUUGAAACCUUCUGCUCUUCCCAGAGUAGCUCCAUCCCCUAAGGGGAAUAUCUUGCAGUGCUCACACUUCUAGUCUCCCAUUCAUAGGUAAACAGGGCAGAUCCUGCUUAGCAAAAGAGACAAGUCAUGCUUGCUACCACAAGACCAGCUCUCUUUCCAGUCUGGGUAGGCAUUACUAAGCUAGAUGGACCAAUGCUUUGACGCAGUAGAAGGCAGCUUCCAAUGUUCCUAAGAUACAGGGGUGGGUUUUUUUAGUGGGACCAUUUCAAGCACAACAUGAAGGUGUGUGGAUAGGAGAACGUUCUUCUGUGCUUGUUUUUAACUUGCUCAUGGAGAAACUAACCCAUGAAAGAGAAGGCUAAGCAUCAGUUAGCAUAGACAACAUUAUGCUAGCUGGAGGAAUGGUCUCUGACUCAACAAGGUAGCUCCAUGCAUUCACAAAUAAGACCUUUUUCUCCUUCGGUGCUUACUUUCCAUGGGCAGGGAGGCUUUGCCCCCCAACACACACACACAACCCCAGGUGUUCCCAACCUUUUUAAAAAAAACAACGUGUACCCUUUCGAUUGCAAACUUUCAGUUCAGGUACCUUUGAUGUUUUGGUAACUGAAAUUUGAAAAGUUUAUGUGUGUUUUUAUUCACUGAGAUUGUUUUUAAAUGUUUUAUGAACUUUAACUUCUUAUAUUUUUACAUCUUACUUUACUUUAACUUUUUAAUUUUACAAUUGUGCUGUAAAAUCUUGCACACCACUUAGAGAUGUCUAUCAUGGGCAGUAUAAAAAUAGGACAAAUAAAUAAAUAAAAUAAUCAGGUUAA
Hemicordylus capensis (graceful crag lizard) is the source of this 2874-nucleotide messenger RNA. RefSeq lists its product as uncharacterized. Bases 368 to 1321 code for a protein of 317 amino acids. The record is from RefSeq and is a predicted model, not a curated record. NCBI's taxonomy places the organism in Eukaryota, Metazoa, Chordata, Lepidosauria, Squamata, Cordylidae. The transcript is spliced from 2 exons.